AUGUUUCUGGGCAAAUCUGAAUCAUUCUACAUUGUAAUAGUUUCUAUUUUCACUUAUUUUCUUGGAAUCGCCAUACAAUCGUUUGGAAUCAAUCGCAGGAUCUAUAACCAUGUGCCAGGCGAAUGUUCCUCAAUCGGACAAUUCUCCAACGGAAUUUCUGGCUUCGAUACAUCCUUCGAAGGAACUGUUUUCCUGUCUGCUAAUCGAUGUUAUGACAACUGCUCGACGACUCUUCCCAGCAAUAUUUUUAUUUUUCAAAGUGAUAAUAAAACUGUGUGGGAGCUAAUCAUAGAUUCUAAAAAAAAGUUGAAUGCUGGAAGUCUGAGUUUGACUCCGUCUCGUAACAAGAUACAUGUGUUUGUGGUAAAUCAUGGGAGGAAAGACAGUGUUGAAGUUUACAACUUCAAUGAGAAAAGAAAAUCCUUGAAACACUUGCGGACAGUCAAGAGCAAGAUCUUUCUAAACCUACAAGAUGUUGCUGCCGUGGAUCGAGAGAAGUUUUUUGUGACCUCACACUCUCAUUACGAGAGCACUUCCAUACAAAACAUCGAGAAAGUUCUUAACUUGAAGUCUGGAGCUGUUUUGUUUUUUGAUGGCAAGAGAGUUCAGAAAUUGGUUGACGUCGCUUCCCCCGUCGGUGUCAUAUACGACCGCUUUCGAAGCUUGCUGUUUGUUGCUUCCUUCUCCCAGGAAGCUAUUCACGUCUACCGUGUUGGAAAGGAUUAUUCGCUUCAUUUUGUCAAUGACAUUAAACUGUUUUGCUCCCCGUAUUCCAUUUGGAGGGAUAUCGACAAUUCCAUGAUAAUUACAUGUCAUCCAGUGUUGUUGAGAUUCUUCUCCUAUAAUUAUAAUCAAACAUCUUAUUAUUCUCCUUCGCAAGUUCUACGCAUCUAUUAUCGACCGUCCGCUGAACCUGUGAUUCAGCAACUUUAUGCAAACGAUGGCGCAACAGUUUCCGCUGCUAUAUCAUCGAUAAGAACAGGCAAUUCUCUUUUGAUCGGCUCUCGCUCUGAUCUACUGGAAUGUGACUUACCUAGUGCAUAA
Auanema sp. JU1783 is the source of this 1044-nucleotide messenger RNA. The record is from the annotation of a GenBank genome assembly. Lineage: Eukaryota; Metazoa; Nematoda; Chromadorea; Rhabditida; Rhabditidae.